This is a messenger RNA of Annulohypoxylon truncatum, 1722 nucleotides long. RefSeq names its product F-actin capping protein, beta subunit. Gene Ontology annotation, molecular function: actin filament binding. Gene Ontology annotation, biological process: barbed-end actin filament capping; cell morphogenesis; actin cytoskeleton organization. The transcript has 3 exons. Bases 1 to 981 code for a protein of 326 amino acids. The record is from RefSeq and is a predicted model, not a curated record. Gene Ontology annotation, cellular component: cytoplasm; actin cortical patch; F-actin capping protein complex. Lineage: Eukaryota; Fungi; Ascomycota; Sordariomycetes; Xylariales; Hypoxylaceae.
AUGUUCCCCCUCCAACAUCUAUCCAAACUCUCUACCAUCUCGUCAACCAACACACCAAGCUCUCUACUAGGUUGUAUCAACUGUCUGUGGCACCAUUAUAUCUCGGAUCCCUCCGACGGAAGUAUAACAGCUGCUCUACCCCCUCAACAGCCAGUCUCCAAGAUGGCGUCCGUCGACCCCUUCGACUCGGCGCUCGACCUCCUCCGCCGCCUGAACCCGAAGCACACGUCGGCGCACCUGAACUCGCUGAUCAACAUCGCCCCGGACCUGACGGAGGACCUGCUCUCGAGCGUGGACCAGCCGCUCUCGGUGCGGCGGUGCCGGCAGACGGGCCGGGAUUAUCUGCUGUGCGACUACAACCGCGACGGCGACAGCUACCGGUCGCCCUGGAGCAACGAGUUCGACCCGCCGCUCGAGGGGGGCGCCGCCGCCGCCGCCAGCCUGCCCAGCGAGAAGGUCAGGAAGAUGGAGGUCCGGGCUAAUGAGGCGUUUGACGUGUAUAGGGAUUUGUAUUAUGAGGGCGGCGUUAGUAGUGUGUAUUUCUGGAACCUGGAUGAUGGGUUCGCCGGGGUUGUGCUUUUGAAGAAGGAGGCCAAGCCGGGUAGCGCCAGCGAAGGUACAUGGGACUCGAUCCACGUAUUCGAAGCUAUCGACCGAGCUCGCUUCACUCAGUACAAUCUCACAUCUACCGUCAUCCUGUCACUAUCUACGAACUCGAACAGUCUCGGAGACAUGGACCUCUCUGGCAAUAUGACGCGCCAGAUCGAGAUCGAGCUGCCGGCUGAGAGUGAUGAGCAGCAGAUUGCCAACAUUGGGAAGCUCGUCGAAGAUAUGGAGCUCAAGAUGCGGAACCUGCUGCAGGAGGUCUACUUCGGCAAGGCAAAGGACGUGGUUGGCGACCUGAGGAGCGUGGGAAGCUUGAGCGAGGGCGCGAAAGAAAAGGAAGCGCACAAGGAACUCAUCGGAAGCAUGACGCGAUGAUAGGUGGCAUCGGCCCAUCGAGUCGACCUUAUGAGAAUGUGACGAACAGGGGGGGGAGUGUUUGCCGUUCAACCGUGGCAUAUACCAUGAUGAGGGAUGAGGAACAUGGGGGACGACGAGUAUCACAGUUGGAUGGCGGAAAGUUGCACAGCAGCGACAAAUCGGAAUGAUGGCGAGUCGCAGAGUCUCGGGAAAUAUGUCUGAGACCUUGGUAGCUUUUCGUGUACGGUCCAGGGGGGGUGAAGGAGGUACAUAAAAAAAGAAUCUUAGAUUAGACGCGAGGCUUUUCUGGUCUGGGCAUACACAAUUUCCAUCCCAAAUCAGUAAACAGUUCUUUUUUUUUUCUCGAAGCAAGCAAGCAAGCAGGCAAGCAGACACGCAAGAUCCAAGGGCCCCGCGCGAAGAUCUCUGAUCGUACGAUCGUUUUUCCCGGCUCCAGAACGGAUAUGAUUCAAUAAUAACUCCCUCGGUAUAGAUUUUUAACCUUCUCCUUCGUCAUUCUUUUCGUCACAUUUUCCUUUUUCUACGUAAGAUCGGAUCGAACCGCAGGCGGCCAAUUAUAGGGCCGCUUCUUAUACAUGGCGUUCUAGAAUUUCGAUGCCGGUGUUUUAAGGGAUUUGUAGGUAACCUAGGUGAAAGUCAAAAGCCGUUGUAUGAUGAGCUGCCUUCCUGUUUCGAGCGGGAAACAGGAACUUCGAGAAUCGCGGCGGGAUCACCCGGAUCCUAACCUAGCACCUACAU